Puccinia graminis f. sp. tritici CRL 75-36-700-3 is the source of this 1370-nucleotide messenger RNA. RefSeq lists its product as uncharacterized. The record is from RefSeq and is a predicted model, not a curated record. NCBI's taxonomy places the organism in Eukaryota, Fungi, Basidiomycota, Pucciniomycetes, Pucciniales, Pucciniaceae. The coding region runs from base 18 to 1214 and encodes 398 amino acids. The transcript has 2 exons.
UCAACUGACACCUCCCAAUGGAAACGAGACAGAGGAUGUUCGGUUCAACUAGUCAAUUCAUCGACGCACCCGAACUUGAUGCAGCAGGAGAAAAGCAACAGCUCCGGGACCAAGCUGAAUUGGUCAUCCAGGGCUUCGAUCGUCUGGCUGAGCACAAGCUAGGUUGGUCCAGCGAAGUAGCAACAGAUCUCUCAAUCGGCCGAUUACGCGCGAAGGAAGGUCUCUUGACUCGGUUGCAUUCCAGCUUUCUACCCACACUCCAACACCAGAUUAUCAGCCUUUCACGCGCGCUCGACCCAUCCGAUUUACGGAAAGACCCAGCCGCGAACCUGACACUCAUCUUGAAUAUUCAAGCAGGACUGGAUAGCACGUUGGAUCAGAUUGUUCGAACCCUUGACGACCUCAUGCCCGGAAAAGUGCCCAAACCAAGCCAAGCAAAUGACCAUCACUACGGUGCAUUGAAAUUCUAUAGACUCCACGGUCUGGAUCAGUCUAUCCGAGCAGAAUUGAGGAUUCAGCUCCUGCUUUUUUAUAGCGAGUCCUCCACGAUUAUCAAAGAAGUACUCCAGCUCACAACAUACUCGCAUGCUUUUUCUAGCGCUCUGGAAAAGUCGAUCGAUUCAGCUAUCAAAUGGAUAACGGGAUCCGACUUGAAUCUUAUUUGGGAUGCUUGGAAAAUGGGAAUACAAACACUAGAUAUGGGAUGGGAUGACCUAUUAGACUUGUCCCGUCCAAUACCAAUCGGAGGAGGGGGUCAAAGGCGUCGCCAGUCAGCCAUACAACUCACUCGGUCGACCAUACCAAUCCUCAAACUAUCAAAGCUAUUUUUUCAAAAAUUAUCAAGAGAGUUGAAGAAGAGAGAUCUGCCAUUAUUUACAGAGAUGUCUUCUCAACAACUGGAAGUGUUAGAUAAGUCUGCCGAAACGAUCAAUCAUGCGGUUUCUGAUUUGUUGUGCCCCCUGGACGAAGCUGAUGAAUCUCCCCGAGCCGAUACUACUCGUCGUUUAAUUCAAGCAAUUGAGCAGAUCUCUAGUCGGUUUCAAGGCUAUGUACUUCUUGUAGUCCUCUAUGUGAUCCCAUUGUUUCCAGACCUCCAUGACGUCUCCUCUCGAAUAUAUUUUAGCAAUUGGUUCAUUACUUGGAACAUUCUGCUCUUUUCAACUACCGAUAAUGCCAUCAAAGCUGCCCGGCUCUUUGAACGAGAUCAUCCAUGAGAUUUUUUUAUUUGCCUUCUCCCCUUCAGCUUGAUCCAUCUUGACACAUUGAAAGAACGUGUGCUACUGAAAAUCUGAUAAUAUGUAGUACUGCCAGUCCCCUUCCUUUGUGGUCAAUGAGAAAUGAGUCUGCUUUUCACAAAGUAGAGAUUGCUC